AUGAACGCAGCAAUUGUUAAAAAGACCCAAGACACGCUUGGAAAGGUGAUUAAGAAACCACCGCUGACUGAAAAACUGCUCAGCAAACCACCUUUUCGAUAUCUGCACGACAUCUUCACUGAGAUCAUCAGAACUACUGGUUUCCUGAAGGGACUCUACAAAGACAGUGAAUUGAAGUCAGAUAAUGUAAAGGACAAAGAGACUAAAAUCGCUUUUCUUCAGAAAGCUAUCGACGUCGUGACCCUCGUCAGCGGAGAGCCGAUUGCUGCAAAGCCGGCACGCAUUGUGGCCGGCCACGAGCCUGACAAGACUAACGAGCUGCUGCAGGCUAUUGCCAAGUGUUGCCUUAACAAGCUUUCAAGUGAGGAGGCAGUGAAACGAGUACUGUCCGGAGAUAAGGUGGACUUAAAAACUAAGGCCACGUCUAAGUCCCAAGACAAAGAAAAUCGAGAGGGACGUGAACAUCAGUCAGCGGAUCGAGAGAAGAGGAUCGAGCGCAGCGGGAGUAGAGAAGACAAGGACCCGGACCAUCCCAGAGAGUCGGAGAGGCAGCGUCGCGAUGUCGAACGAGACCACCGCCACGAACGAGAGCGUUCUGGCAAGAACCACCGGCGUGAACGGGACCAUGGCAAAGACGGCGACCAGGACAAGAGUCGCGAACGAACACGGGACAAGGAUAAAGACAAAGGGAGAGGAAAAGACAUAGAUAGGGAGAAAGAUAAAGACCAUGAAAGAGAUAAAGACAAGAGUCGAGACAGAAUACGAGAGAGAGAUUCUCAGCGGGAUGCUGAAAGGAGCAAGGACAAACGACGAGAACGAGACAAAGAGGCAGAAAGACGGAAAGAGAGUGAAGAAAAGAACCGAAGUGAAGAAAAGAGUCUGCACACGCAGGAUAGAAUUUCAGAAGGACCACAAAAACCCACUGAGGAAGAGCCCAGAAAACCAGCUGAGCUUCCACAAGCUGAACCAGAGCCAGCUGAUGAGCCUGCAGAGAGAGUUGAAAACCAGACCUCACAAGUUGACAGUCCAGCAAGAAUACCUCGGCCUUCUUCUGCUAAAGGACAACGGCGGAAACCUAGAGUUGCAGGACAAGAUGAAUCCGACAGUGAUGGCGAUGUUGAGCCUCCUAAGGACAGUGGGGAUCCUGCAGGUGCCACAUUUCCAUCUGAGAUCGCCUCCAGUAAGCGAACAGCACGGCCUGGCAGUGCUCGUCCGGCUCCUCCUCGAGUCAAGAAACAGGAAAGCUUCACUGAGGGGGUCCCUACUGAAAGGCUUUCUAGUGCCAAAUCUUCAGUCAUUAGGGAUGGAAAGAAGCCGUCUGAUGAUGAAGAUGAGGAAGACGAGCAGUUUCUUGUGGCUGAGGCGGCCCCUGAACCAGCAGAUGCUCAUGAGAAGGAAUCCGGACAAGCCCUCAAUAGUGACGAACAGCAUGGUGGACUCGUGAAAAAGAUCCUAGAAACCAAAAAAGAGUUCGAGCCGUCACCGUCCAUCAAAUCUAAAGAGAAGUUGUUAUCAGAAGAAGCCCGGAAGCAAGAGCAGGAUCUUGUCUCACGGGAGGUGGAGCGUCUGCGUGCGUCCAUUCAGUCUGUGUGUCAGAGCGCGCUACCAUUGGGGAAGAUCAUGGACUACGUACAGGAGGACAUCGACGCCAUGCAAGCGGAGCUGCAGAGCUGGCGCAGGGAGAACAAGGAACAUGCGCAAGCUUUGUUAGAAGAGCAGAGAGCGACAGAAUGGGCGUUAGAACCCCUUAAGGCAGAACUUCAUGAACUAGACCAAAAGAUCAAAGAUUACCAGGACAUCAUUUGUACAAAGAGGUCUAACAUACUGAGAAAUGAAGAGAAGAUUCAGAAGAAGCUGACUGGAAUCAUAUCCUCCUCUUCCUCGAACUGA
This is a messenger RNA of Nerophis lumbriciformis (worm pipefish), 1890 nucleotides long. Lineage: Eukaryota; Metazoa; Chordata; Actinopteri; Syngnathiformes; Syngnathidae. The record is from RefSeq and is a predicted model, not a curated record.